Molecule: messenger RNA, 2709 nt
Organism: Lolium rigidum
Lineage: Eukaryota; Viridiplantae; Streptophyta; Magnoliopsida; Poales; Poaceae
Product: glucan endo-1,3-beta-glucosidase 4-like
Exons: 9
Coding region: 463-2547 (694 amino acids)
Biological process (GO): carbohydrate metabolic process
Cellular component (GO): plasma membrane
Molecular function (GO): hydrolase activity, hydrolyzing O-glycosyl compounds
Source: RefSeq, a predicted model, not a curated record
ACCAUCUAAAAAGAAACUUGGAUCUGCGACACACGGAGCCCUCAGUCAAAUCUCCACAUUUCUUUACUCCCGUCACCACUUCUCAAGAACGUUUAGUUAGCAGUUAAUUAUGCGCCGCUAAGUUAAGCUCCCAAUGAAGCAGAAGCCACAGAGCCUCCAAGAACAGAGACAGCUCACACUCACUAGGAUACGCACAGCUCCAAGCCCCUCCUCGCAUUCUCUGGAGGCGUGCGCCGCGUGGGAGGAGAGCUUCCCAUUUUCCCCGCUGCCUCGGGAGACCCCGGUGUGUCCGGUUCUUGCUUACUCCGGAGGAGGAGGAGCGUUUCUUGCUUCGUGCAGUCUUCGCGCUUCCGGCCAUUUCUUCUCCGUGUCCGUGGAGCGUGAGGGAGGAGGAAGAAGGAGUGCUCUUCUCUGGGGACCAGCAAGAUUUAAGCUUUGAUCACCCGGACUAUAACUGGUCAGAUGCUUGACCGCAACAGCAUGUCGCCCAGGAGAUUACAGGCUGUGGUGAUGUUGUUAAUGCUCAUGAUUUUCAACGCUUCAGGAGCAUUUGUUGGUAUCAACAUUGGCACUCAGGUGUCAAACAUGCCAUCACCAUCAGACAUAGUCUCUAUCCUUAAAGCAAAGAAGAUUCAACACGUUCGCUUGGUUAAUUCAGACCAUCAGAUGCUAGUUGCCCUUGCCAAUACUGGAAUUGAAGUGAUGGUUGGGGUGCCAAAUGAUCAGCUGCUCCGUGUGGGGCAGUCUCGUCCAACAGCUGCUGAUUGGAUUAACAAGAAUGUUGCUGCUUACCUUCCGGCAACUAACAUUACAUAUAUUGCAGUGGGUGAUGAGGUUCUUACUGCUAUCCCAAAUGCAGCCCUUGUUCUAGUACCUGCAUUGCAAUUCCUCCAGUCGGCACUUUUGGCUGCAAACCUCAAUACCCAGGUGAAACUUUCGAGCCCCCAUUCAAUGGAUAUGAUCACAAAGGCUUUUCCCCCCUCUACUGCCACUUUCAACUCGACAUGGAGCUCAGUUAUGUCCCAGUAUCUUCAGUUUCUGAAGUCUUCAGGGUCUGCAUUCAUGCUGAAUGCUCAACCGUAUUAUGGCUAUGUGAAAGGGCAAGGCAUUUUCCCUUUAGAGUAUGCCCUGUUCCGAUCACUCAAUCCCAACAGUCAGAUUGCAGAUCCCAACACUAACUUGUUCUACACCAAUAUGUUUGAUGCUAUGGUUGAUGCUACAUACAGCUCAAUGAAAGCAAUGAAUUUUACCGACAUUCCUGUUAUGGUCACAGCUUCUGGUUGGCCGUCGCAUGGUGGGAGAAACGAGCCUGCUGCUGAUGUUGAUAAUGCAUUGGCCUACAAUAGCAAUCUCAUACGCCAUGUACUAAAUAAUUCUGGUACACCUAGCCAGCCAAAUAAUCAAGUAAGCACAUACCUGUUUGAGUUGUUCAACGAGGAUCUUCGGACAGGACCUGAUUCAGAAAAAAACUGGGGGAUUAUGUUCAUCAAUGCAAGCGCUGUCUACUCCUUGACAUUUGAAGAUGUUGCUACAACCACUACAGAUUCACCUGCUUUACGCGGGAUGUUUUGUGUGGCAAAUUCAAGUGCACCCCACAGUGCAUUAAAACAAAGCUUGGAUUGGGCAUGUGGCCCUGGCUCCGCAAACUGCAGUGCAAUUCAACCUGGACAGCCAUGCUAUAAACCAGAUGAUAUUGUAGCUGUUGCUUCUUAUGCCUUCAACGAUUAUUAUCAUAGAACACAAGCAAGUGGCGGUACAUGCAACUUUAAUAGCACAGCAUCAAUGUCGUCUACUGAUCCAAGCCAUGGCACAUGUAUUUUUGCAGGAAGCACCGGUGCCAAUGGCAGUGCGGCUUCUGGACCUGUGAGCCAAGAGAGCUUUGCUUCACACUAUCAGUCUUGCUGGUGGACUCACCUAGUCGUCGCCUUGCUGCCCGUUGUACUUCUCCUUUCCGUUUGUGCAGUCAUGUCCUCUUCAUCCUCUUUCCCCACCUCUCGCUUCCCCUUCGCCGCCGGUGGCUCCGGCGCCGGAGGCCCGGGCGGCGGCGGCGGCGGAGGCGGCGGGGGGAGCAGCGUGCGGCCGUGGGGAUCUAGCGGAGGGACGUCGGUCUCUUCGUCGGGAAAGCGGAUACAGAAGGAGCUGCUUGACCUCAACGCUUCCGACUGCUCCGCCGGUCCCAAGGGCGACAACCUCUACCACUGGCUCUCCACCAUCAUCGGACCCCAAGGAUCGCCUUAUGAAGGAGGGAUAUUUUUCCUUGAUAUCAUUUUUCCACUUGACUACCCGUUCAAACCUCCUAUGGUCACUUUCAAAACAAGGAUUUACCACUGCAAUGUUGAUUCCACUGGGAUGGUGAGUUUGGAGAUUUUGAAGGAUGGCUGGAGUCCAGCGUUAACUAUUUCAAAGGUGCUACUGGCGAUCAAAGCCAUCAUCACAAAUCCAAAUCCAUACAACCCACUUGUGGAGAGCAUUGCACGUUUGUAUUUGACUGACAGAACUAAGCAUGAUGAAAUAGCUGCUGAAUGGACAAUGAGGUUUGCAAGAUAGGUAGUCAUGUCUGCAACCAACAAGAUGAGUGACUCUGUAAAGGAAUAAUCUCUUAUGUAACCUGAGAUGUAGAACGCUGUAAAAGGACCAAUACACUGUUUAUUCUGAGUUGUGACAUAUAGAUGUGUUUUACAACAUUAUUUUAAUGUUAGCUAUUACGUG